AUGGCUCCUACCCGUGAUCCGGUGCCCGCGAAGGGCCGCGGUCGCUUCGCCAGACUCAGGCGGCCCUCAGUCUCCAUCCCAGACAACACUCCUCUUGAGAGACUUGAUCUCUCCAACGCCAACGUCUCCGAGAUCCCAGUUGGCCCCAUGGAUCGUUCGGUAAACGACAGCGGAUCCGACUUGAGCGUCAGCUCAGCCGGAAACUGGAGGAACAAGAACGGCGCCGCAAAGCCUCCCUUGAAGUUCAAACCCCCCAUGCUUCGCACCCGUCCUUCUCGCCCUGAGCUCCGCCCAGAAAUUAGCCGCCCAUGGAGGCGGUCUACAGAGAACCUUUACACCACAGCCGAUGAAACCAAUGACUCGGAUGUCGAGUCCAAGUACAGCUUCGACUCUCGCUCAUCGCUCACAACCGCGACGAGCGUGGAUGACUCUGACUCUCACUCCUCCAAGUCCGACUCAUAUACCCAAGCCAUUCGGACUCGGCCAUUCACCACCGAAAAGCAGGUCGUCAGGACCAACACCGUCCCUCCUGCACCAGCCAAGCCCGCCAACCUCAAGGGUACCCGCGUCGACGUCGUCGCGCCCAAGAGACAAACUAUCCACAUCGAGGUCGCCCCCGUAGCCCCUGCCCCUCCCGUGGUCCAACACAUUACCUCACAUGACCUCAUCGAGCGUGAGAAGGUUCAAGAUGAGCUCAACAAGCAGAUCGCGCGCAUGAGGGAGGAGGCCAUGAGCCUUGUGACCAGGCAGACCGACACAGACAGAAGACUCGGAGAUGCCCUCGACCAAAUUUCGGUACUCUCAGCCGCCAAGGAGAAGACUGAGAAGCGACACCGUGAAGAAAGGACCCUCAAGGACCAGAUAACUCGCGACUAUGAUGAGCAGAGCCGCCUCCUCGAUGACGUGAGGAGUGCCCUUGGUGAACAUGAGAAGAGGCUCGAUGAUGUUGAGCGUGAACGAGAUCAGCUCAAGGGCAUCAAGGAACAACUGGAAGUAAACGCCGUCAAGCUCGAGAGGGAGAUCGAGCAAGAGAGAGACGCCAAGACAGAGGUUGCCACUAAGAAUGCAGUGCUUGAGAAGGAUCUCAUUGAGCAAGAGAAGCUUCUUGCCGAGCAGGAGAAGCUCACCAAGAAAUUUGAGGCACAGUGUCACGACCUUGAGAGGAGCGUCGGCGAUGCUCACUUCGUCACCAAGGAGACUGAAAAGUCCCUCAUCAAGAGGAUUGCCGCUCUCGAGAUGAUCAAGAACACCAUGGAGAUCCGUGUCACCGGACUUGAGACGGACCUCAUCCGCAAGGGCACUGAGAUCGGCGACAUCACCGCCGAGCGUGACCUUCUCCGAAUGGAAGUCGACAAAUACAAGCCCCAAGUCGACGAACUCAACCGGGAAAACGGCGCCUUGAUAGAGGCCAAGAAGGGUCUGGAGGCACGCAUCGACGACCUCGACCAACAGAAGAAGGGUCUCGAGGCAAACAUUGAGAAGCUCGAGACGGAGAAAAAGGACGCCCAGGCCAGCUUUGAUGCCCUCGAGGCCGAGAAGAAGGGCCUCGAAGCCGACAUGGAGAAGCUAAACACCGAAAAGAACGACAUCCAGACCCGCUUUGGCACCCUUGAAGGUGAAAAGCAAGAGGUCGAGGUCCGUCUCACCCAGCUCGAGACUACCAACACCGACAUCCAGACCCGUUUCGAGAGCCUCGAGGCCACCAAGGGCGAGCUUGAGCUCAGCAAGGGUGAGCUCGAGACCCAGGUGAAGGGCCUCGAGGGGUUCAAGACCAAGUACGACAAGCUCAGAACCCGUAUCGAGGGGCUCAAGGGCAAGAACACGACACUCCAGGGGCAGGUCGGCGAGCUUCUCAAGGACCAGGACGACAAGAUGUCUCAGAUCUCUAGUCUCGCAGAAGAGCGCGACAUCCUUCGCUCGGAGAAUGAGUCGCUCAAGGACGAGAACGAGUCUGUCACCAGCGAGCUCCGGCGCGCCGAGUCACUCAUGGGAUCUAUCGCCGGCUCUCUCCCCGGUUCACUUGCACCUUCGAUCAUCGGUUCCGCCGCCCCGUCCGUCAUCGGCUCCGCGGAUGACAGCGAUACGGACACUGUCAAGGGUGAGGAUGAUGAGGCCCCUCCCGCUCCCGAAGAGGCUCCUCCAGCUCCUCCGGUGCCUGAGGAAGCACCCCCCGCACCCCCAGCGGAGGAGCCUCCAGCGGUCCCCGUCAUCGAAGUCAUCGAGGAGGCUGAGGUUGUCGAAGAAGCACCGGCACCUGCACCAGAAGAAGUCAAAGAUGACGCCGCCAGCGUCACCUCAGCGGCACCCUCUGAGCUCUCCAAGGCCAUCCCCGAGCCCGAGCUCGCCCCAGCUCCGGAGCCGGAGGCAGCUCCCGUCGCGGCCGAGUCCGUCUCCGCCAAGUCCAUCACGCCCUCUGAGCCCGCUGUCAUGGAGGAGCUCCGCAACCGUAUCGCCGAGCUCACGGACCGCAACGACCAGCUCCAGUCCGAGACAGUCAAGCUCGGCUCCCUCACCGCCGAGCGUGACGAUCUCGUCACCCGCGUCGCAAGACUGGAGACGGAAGCCGUCAUGGCGCCUGCGCUGCGCCAGGAGAACGCAACCUUGACGUCGCAGCUGUCUCUCGUCAAUGCCCAGCUCGACGGCAUGCGCGCUUCCUACGACGCCUCGGUCGCCGAGGUCAACAGCCUCAAGGACCAGAUUGGCCAGCUGCGGGGACGUCUGUCUACGCCUUCUGUGCAGUCGCGCUCUCGGGAGUCGUCCCACGCGAGGGCGCCGUCGACGAAGACGAAGAAGAAUGAUGAUAAGAAGAAGGAGCAGUUGGUGGUUGUACGCAACCCCAACGAGCGAGGCGGGAUGUGA
This is a messenger RNA of Colletotrichum acutatum, 2859 nucleotides long. RefSeq lists its product as uncharacterized. The transcript has a single exon. The record is from RefSeq and is a predicted model, not a curated record. The coding region runs from base 1 to 2859 and encodes 952 amino acids. NCBI's taxonomy places the organism in Eukaryota, Fungi, Ascomycota, Sordariomycetes, Glomerellales, Glomerellaceae.